GCGCAAUGCACUAGGUGUCAGACGCCGCGCCGGGUAGCCGGCGGAACACUUCUCGCUGGCUCGCGUAGCCCUGGCCCCUGCGGUGGCGGCCGCCGACUGGCCGCGCUCCCCAACGGGCUGCCGUGGCCCGCAUCCUGCGGCAUGAGCCGGUGACCGAGCGCGGGGCCGCGCGGGAGGCAGCCGUGGCCGAGGAGCGUGAGGAAGAGGCUGUCUGUGUCAUUAUGUGCGCGUCGGUCAAGUACAAUAUCCGGGGUCCCGCCCUCAUCCCAAGAAUGAAGACCAAGCACCGAAUCUACUACAUCACCCUCUUCUCCGUCGUCCUCCUGGGCCUCAUCGCCACUGGCGUGUUUCAGUUCUGGCCUCAUUCCAUCGAGCCCUCAAACGACUGGAGCCUGGAGAAGCGCAGUGUCCGAGACGUGCCAGUCGUCAGGCUGCCGGCCGAUAGUCCCAUCCCCGAGCGGGGCGAUCUCAGUUGCAGGAUGCACACGUGUUUUGAUGUCUACCGCUGUGGCUUCAACCCAAAGAACAAAAUCAAGGUGUAUAUCUAUUCCCUGAAGAAGUACGUGGACGACUCGGGCAUCCCAGUCAGCGACACCAUCUCCCGGGAGUAUAAUGAACUGCUCACGGCCAUCUCAGACAGCGACUACUACACUGACGACAUCACCCGGGCCUGCCUCUUUGUCCCGUCCAUCGAUGUGCUGAACCAGAACACGCUCCGCAUUAAGGAGACAGCGCAAGCACUGGCCCAGCUCUCUAGGUGGGAUCGAGGUACAAACCACCUGCUGUUUAACAUGUUGCCUGGAGGUCCCCCAGAUUAUAACACAGCCCUGGAUGUCCCCAGAGACAGGGCUCUAUUGGCUGGUGGUGGCUUUUCUACGUGGACCUACCGGCAAGGCUACGACGUCAGCAUUCCUGUCUACAGCCCGCUGUCAGCUGAGGUGGACCUCCCCGAGAAAGGGCCAGGCCCCCGGCGGUACUUCCUCCUGUCGUCUCAGAUGGCCCUCCAUCCCGAGUACCGAGAGGAGCUGGCAGCCCUGCAGGCCAAGCACGGAGAGUCAGUGUUAGUGCUAGAUAAGUGCUCCAACCUCUCCGAGGACGUCCUGUCCGUCCGUAAGCGCUGCCACCAGCACCAGGUCUUCGAUUACCCCCAGGUGCUGCAGGAGGCUACUUUCUGCGUGGUCCUUCGUGGAGCUCGGCUGGGCCAGGCCGUACUGAGUGAUGUACUACGGGCUGGCUGUGUCCCAGUCGUCAUUGCGGACUCCUACAUUUUGCCUUUCUCUGAAGUUCUUGACUGGAAGAGAGCGUCUGUGGUUGUGCCGGAAGAAAAGAUGUCGGACGUGUACAGCAUCUUGCAGAGCAUCCCCCAAAGACAGACGGAAGAAAUGCAGAGACAGGCACGGUGGUUCUGGGAAGCGUACUUCCAGUCAAUUAAAGCCAUUGCGCUGGCCACCCUGCAGAUUAUCAAUGACCGGAUCUAUCCAUAUGCCGCCAUCUCCUAUGAAGAGUGGAAUGACCCUCCGUCUGUGAAGUGGAGUAGUGUGAGCAACCCACUCUUCCUGCCGCUGAUCCCACCACAGUCUCAAGGUUUUACUGCCAUCGUUCUCACCUACGACCGAGUGGAGAGUCUCUUCCGGGUCAUCACUGAAGUGUCCAAGGUGCCCAGUCUAUCCAAGCUCCUGGUUGUCUGGAAUAAUCAGAAUAAAAGCCCUCCAGAAGAGUCUCUGUGGCCCAAAAUCCGGGUUCCAUUAAAAGUUGUAAGGACAGCUGAAAACAAGCUGAGUAACCGUUUCUUCCCUUACGAUGAAAUUGAGACCGAGGCCGUCCUGGCUAUUGACGAUGAUAUCAUCAUGCUGACUUCCGAUGAGCUGCAGUUUGGUUAUGAGGUCUGGCGGGAAUUUCCUGACCGGUUGGUGGGUUACCCCGGCCGUCUGCACCUCUGGGACCACGAGACGAGUAAGUGGAAGUAUGAGUCCGAGUGGACUAACGAGGUGUCCAUGGUGCUCACGGGAGCAGCCUUCUACCACAAGUACUUUAAUUACCUGUAUACCUACAAAAUGCCUGGGGACAUCAAGAACUGGGUGGAUGCUCAUAUGAACUGUGAAGACAUUGCUAUGAAUUUCCUAGUGGCUAAUGUCACAGGGAAAGCUGUCAUCAAGGUAACACCGCGAAAGAAAUUCAAGUGUCCUGAGUGCACAGCCAUUGAUGGACUUUCACUAGACCAGACACACAUGGUCGAGAGGUCUGAGUGCAUCAACAAGUUUGCUUCAGUCUUCGGGACAAUGCCUCUGAAGGUGGUGGAGCACCGAGCUGACCCUGUCCUCUACAAAGACGACUUCCCCGAGAAACUGAAGAGCUUCCCCAACAUCGGCAGCUUAUAAACCCGCCACAGGUGGAGGUCUGAAUAUCAGGCUUGAACAAAGGACGAGAACACGGCCUCCCCAGCAUGGGUGAUACCAGGGUGGGGACUUGAGGGUGGAAGAGUGACAUGCCGGACUCUGCCGUCUACCCCCCUGACCUACUUUCUCAAGAACAGGGACCUCAAGAGGCUGCCUAAGCCCCUCGAGCUCUGCACCCCCUGUUCUAGUGUCCCCUACGGCCUCCGAUGGCUGCUUGAGUGCCAGGUGGGAGCCUUGGUGGCUCCAGGUUUACAUCCAGCUCAGGCUCCCUAGUUCCCAGUUCUGGCAUCACAGUCCGAAAGGAAACUUCCCUGACUGGAAAGCUGCUGAGGAGAGGAACCUGCAGCCCAUUUGAGAUGUGGGGAAUCAUGGAAAAGAUAUCCAUGUCUCACUUACAGUUAUUUCACAUCAGUGAGUUCUUGGGAGGAAAAGCCAAGCCCAGAAUUUGGAGCAAAAUCCAAUCAUAGUGGGAUUUUCCAUGCAGCGUGGGGUAAAAGUAUGUUUACAGUUGUUUGCGGGGAAAGUAAUACAAUAAUUAAUUAAUAAUAAUACAAGGAUAAACUCUGUUUCCGUACUCCCAGCUGUGAACCUACUUCUGCCCCACCCAGUGUGCCUGGGGCCUGCGGUGCUAGCCUUGUGCACAGAAGGGCAUCGACUGCCGUUGUGGGACCCUGUGCACCCCAUGAGGUAUUCCUGUUUGGUUUGGC
Pteronotus mesoamericanus is the source of this 3103-nucleotide messenger RNA. It is a transcript of the gene EXT2, whose product is annotated as exostosin glycosyltransferase 2. The record is from RefSeq and is a predicted model, not a curated record. The transcript is spliced from 14 exons. Gene Ontology annotation, molecular function: glycosyltransferase activity. Bases 222 to 2378 code for a protein of 718 amino acids. Gene Ontology annotation, cellular component: membrane. Lineage: Eukaryota; Metazoa; Chordata; Mammalia; Chiroptera; Mormoopidae.